Molecule: messenger RNA, 951 nt
Organism: Apodemus sylvaticus (European woodmouse)
Lineage: Eukaryota; Metazoa; Chordata; Mammalia; Rodentia; Muridae
Product: olfactory receptor 5D14-like
Exons: 1
Coding region: 1-951 (316 amino acids)
Biological process (GO): sensory perception of smell; G protein-coupled receptor signaling pathway
Cellular component (GO): membrane
Molecular function (GO): olfactory receptor activity; odorant binding; G protein-coupled receptor activity
Source: RefSeq, a predicted model, not a curated record
AUGGUGCCAAUAGGAAGAAAUGCGAGUGUGGAGAUUGUCUUCAUCUUGUUGGGCUUCACAGACUACCCUGAGCUUCAGAUCCCGCUUUUCCUAAUCUUUCUCUUCAUGUACAUCAUCACUAUAGUGGGAAACCUUGGGAUGAUAGUACUCAUCAAUAUCGACCCUAAGUUCCACACUCCCAUGUACUUUUUCCUUAGCCACCUUUCCUUUGUUGACUUCUGCUACCCAACCAUCAUCAUGCCAAAGCUACUUGAGAACCUUCUCUUCGCUGAUAAAACUAUACUCUACUUCAGCUGUAUGUUGCAGUACUUCCUGUCCUGUGUAGCUCUGGUGGCUGAGUCCUACUUGCUAGCAGUCAUGGCUUAUGAUCGCUUUGUGGCCAUCUGUAAUCCCUUGUUGUAUACUGUGGCCAUGUCACAGAGGCUGUGCAUCCUGCUUGUGACUGGGUCAUAUAUCUGGAGCACCCUUGCCACAUUGAUUCUCCUCUGCUAUGCUCUGCAGCUAAAGUUUUCAAGAUUUAAUGUGAUCAACCAUUUCUUCUGUGAAUAUACCGCCCUCAUUGCUGUCUCUAGUUCUGAUAUACACACCCCCAGCCUGCUACUCUUUUGUUUUGCAACCUUCAAUGAAGUGAGUACACUCCUGAUCAUUCUCACUUCUUAUGUGUUUAUUUUCACGACGGUAUUAAAAAUCAAAUCUGCUAGUGGACGUCGCAAAGCCUUCUCUACCUGUGCCUCCCACCUGACAGCCAUCACCAUUUUUCAUGGAACCAUACUUUCCCUCUACUGUGUACCUAACUCCAAAAAUUCUAGGAAUGCAGUCAAAGUGGCCUCUGUCUUUUAUGCAAUUGUCAACCCCUUGCUUAACCCUCUUAUCUACAGCUUGAGAAACAAGGAUGUGAAGGAGGUUUUCCAGAAAUUAGUGAGUAUUUCAUUGAAAGUUCGACUUCACUGA